Messenger RNA from Mus musculus (house mouse), 8326 nucleotides. It is a transcript of the gene Me2, whose product is annotated as malic enzyme 2, NAD(+)-dependent, mitochondrial. Gene Ontology annotation, cellular component: mitochondrial matrix; mitochondrion. Gene Ontology annotation, molecular function: oxidoreductase activity, acting on the CH-OH group of donors, NAD or NADP as acceptor; malate dehydrogenase (decarboxylating) (NAD+) activity; oxaloacetate decarboxylase activity. Bases 1415 to 2656 code for a protein of 413 amino acids. Gene Ontology annotation, biological process: regulation of NADP metabolic process. The transcript is spliced from 15 exons. Lineage: Eukaryota; Metazoa; Chordata; Mammalia; Rodentia; Muridae. The record is from RefSeq and is a predicted model, not a curated record.
AUGGGAAGGGGUGUGAGUGUGUGUGUGUGUGUGUGAGAGAGAGAGAGAGAGAGAGAGAGAGAGAGAGAGAGAGAGAGAGAAAGAGAGAGAGAGAGUAUGUGUAGGUUCCUUGCUGCUUUCAAGGAUUCGAAGAUGAACUCCUGUAGCACUUUCCCAGGAACACUGUAUAUUUACGGCGACGGUGGCAGCAUUAGUGAUUAGUAAAUUCCCGGUAGGUCAGUAACUGGGCCAGCAGCCAUGGACGAUGGCACAGAAUUUUACAGAAGAUCUAUACACACCAAUAAAUACUAAUCAGAAAAAUACGGCGCUCCAAAAGCGACGGAGCUAGGGUUUCUUGUGGUCUCUACUCUCCUGCGUCGUCCGCUUCUUCCCUCCUCCACCGGCGGUCCACGAGAACCCACACCAUUAUUUUCUCCUGUCUGUUGGACUGGGAGAUUGGUACCCGCCGACCCAGCGCCGCGCCUGCGCACAACGUCUUCUCGCGUGAACGCCCUGCGGACCUGGCCGGUGAUCGGGAUAAGCCACCCUGCGCUAUCCCAUGGAGCCGAUUACAACCCUGCUCCCCCGAAGCACGUCCGUCCUCCCGCCGUCGGGGUCGCACGUGAGCUGAUGCAUGCGGCCUCAGAACAGUUAACACCCAGGAACUCGGCGCAGGAAGGUGCCGCCGAGAGGAACCGAGCCGAGGGCGGAACCAGGCCUGAGCCACGCCCCGCGCCAGCUCCGAGCCUCCCAUUGGCCCGCGUGCCUGUCGGUCAGCCCGGCACCGGCCCGCGCCUCUUUCUCCGCUACCUCUGCGCGUGUGGGGCGGGUCCCCGGCAGAGCGAGCCGGAGCUGGCGCCGGCUGCCAGGAGCUCGCGGGAGGCUGGCAGGGUGGCGCCAGGGCCGAGCAUCUCCGGCUGUAGCGCCGCGGCCUCUCUGCUUGCUGCACCACCUGGCACGGGCCAGGCGUCCGGGGAGAGAAGAUGUUUUCCCGGCUAAGAGCUGUUACCACUCCUUGUACCUUGACCUGCCGCCGAGUGCACCUGAAAGAGAAGGGCAAGCCACUCAUGUUGAAUCCAAGAACAAACAAGGGAAUGGCGUUUACGUUACAAGAGCGACAAAUGCUUGGUCUUCAAGGACUUUUACCUCCUAAAAUAGAGACACAGGAUAUUCAAGCCUUACGAUUCCAUAGAAACUUGAAAAAAAUGACUAGCCCUUUGGAAAAAUACAUUUAUAUAAUGGGCAUCCAAGAAAGAAAUGAGAAACUGUUCUAUAGAAUCCUGCAGGAUGAUAUUGAAAGUCUGAUGCCGAUUGUGUACACGCCAACAGUUGGUCUUGCCUGCUGUCAAUAUGGGCACAUCUUUAGGAGACCUAAGCUGUUGUGGUGACUGAUGGAGAGAGGAUCCUGGGCCUUGGCGAUCUGGGUGUCUAUGGAAUGGGGAUUCCAGUAGGGAAGCUGUGCCUGUAUACAGCCUGUGCAGGGAUACAGCCCGAGAAGUGCCUGCCCGUGUGCAUCGACGUGGGCACUGAUAACAUGGCACUAUUAAAAGAUCCGUUUUAUAUGGGCUUGUAUCAGAAGCGAGAUCGUUCCCAGCUCUAUGAUGAUCUGAUGGACGAGUUUAUGAAGGCGAUUACUGACAGAUACGGCCGGAACACACUCAUUCAGUUUGAAGACUUUGGAAAUCAUAAUGCAUUCAGGUUCUUAAGAAAAUAUCAACAAAAAUACUGUACCUUCAAUGAUGACAUUCAAGGGACAGCUGCAGUUGCUCUGUCUGGUCUUCUUGCGGCCCAAAGAGUUAUUAAUAAACCAGUCUCAGAACACAAAAUCUUAUUUCUUGGAGCAGGAGAAGCUGCACUUGGAAUUGCCAAUCUCAUAGUUCUAUCAAUGGUGGAAAGUGGUCUCUCAGAAGAGGAGGCGCAGAGAAAGAUCUGGAUGUUUGACAAGAGUGGCUUGCUGGUUAAGGGGCGGACUGCUAGCAUAGAUAGCAACCAGGAACCAUAUGCCCAUGCGGCCCCAGAGAGCAUACCUGCGACUUUUGAAGAUGCAGUAAAUAAACUUAAGCCUUCAGUUAUAAUUGGAGUGGCAGGUGCCGGCCCGCUUUUUACUCACGGUGUAAUCAAAGCCAUGGCCUCUAUCAACGAGAGACCUAUAAUAUUUGCUCUAAGUAAUCCUACAGCACAGGCCGAGUGCACAGCCGAGGACGCGUACACGCUCACAGAGGGCAGGUGUCUGUUUGCCAGUGGCAGCCCAUUUGAGCCAGUGAAACUCCAGGAUGGACGAGUCUUCACCCCAGGCCAAGGAAACAAUGCAUAUAUUUUCCCAGGUGUGGCUUUAGCUGUUAUUCUCUGUGAAGCCCGACACAUCAGUGACACCGUUUUCUUAGAAGCUGCAAAGGCGCUGACGACUCAGUUGACAGAUGCAGAGUUAGCCCAAGGGAGGCUUUACCCGUCGCUGGCUAAUAUUCAGGAAGUUUCUGCUAACAUAGCUAUUAAACUUGCAGAGUACCUGUACGCUAAUAAAAUGGCCUUCCGGUACCCAGAACCCGAGGACAAGGCCAGAUACGUGAGAGAGAGAAUAUGGCGGAGCAACUACGUUUCCCUGCUGCCGGACGUGUAUGACUGGCCAGAGUCUUCACUGACACCUCCUCAGAUCACAGAAGAGAAGCUUCCCCACUGAGACGCUCCGGCCUUCAGGGAACCACUAUUUUUAGACAAAAAGAUAAUAUUCUCUGAGUUACGGUGUCAUCUGUGGUUUAUUCUUCCGUACCCACUUUGCUUGGCUUUUUUUUUUUCCCUGUGAAUCUCAGUUUCGUUGGGGACAGACAUGCUGGCUAUACUGUAGUGCCCACAGCCCAGUUCUGGGAAUGCGUCCGUUCCGAUGGGUCGCCUCCUGCGCUCUGCUUUAAGCUUGCGACGGUACUGUCGCUGUUAACGUGAAUGUAUCUCUCACUUCCCCCCUCAGCCCUCCAGUGCUGUGCACGUGAGCACAGAACGUUGAGAAGGAGUGAGUGCUCACCGAAUUCCAAAGAAAACUUGUCAGCACCAAGAAACUGCUCUGUUCUUGUCACUUUCUGCUCUGACGUCCCUUUGUAGUUAGACAGAUUUGGGGAAAUACAAAAAAAAACUUCCUAGAACUAAAUCAGUGCUAACUAGCAUUAUAGAAGAGUGGGAGGAGCCACUGCUGCCUUUAGACAAACUGGACUGUCACGUGCAACAGUGUACAAAACCCACUUUUAUUAAUAAAAGUAAUUCCUUACAUUUAAUUGCUUCAGUUACAUUAUCUUAUUGACCAAACAGAAACUUACGUUUGUUGAUUGUGAGAACAGUUUCAUCGUCUUUCUCUGCUGAGAAUGGAUAAUAGGUUCCGAGCUUAGUGGAGAAUAAAUAAAUGAACUAGACCAGGAAAUGCCUUCUUUUGUAUUUUCAAGACAGGAUCUCACUAUGUAGCCCUGGCAUUCCUGGAACUCACUCUGUAGACCAGGCCAGCCUCGAACUCAGAGAUCCUCCUGCCUCUGCCUCCGGAGUGCUGGGAAUUGAGGACGUACACUGCUCCCCCUGGACUGUACACCUGGCAGGAAAUGCCUUUAAAAAAAAAAAAAAAAGAUUUAUUUAUUUGAGUACACUGUAACUGUCUUCAGACACACCAGAAGAGGGCAUUAGAUCCCAUUUCAGAUGGUUGUGAGUCACCAUGUGGUUGCUGGGAAUUGAGCUUAGGGCCUCUAAAAAAGCAAUCAGUGCUCUUAACCACUGAGCUAUCUCCCCAGCCCAACCCAGGAAGUACUAUCUUUCAAUCCAAGGGUAACAUCAGUGUUCAUGAGUCAUGUUCUGAAAGAACCCUGAAGUUUGUUGGAGAAAUGUUAGUGUUUGUGGCAUUCACCUGUCUAGAUGCUUUGAGGGACAAAGUUUGUUCUUCUUUUGAGAUUUUAGCAAGCUGACCUGAAACUCACUCUGUGUCCCUGACUUUCUUCCAUGCAUGUGUUGUUAUCAUAGCCAUGAACCACAAUGGUCAGGAACAAAACUUAAAAAUGCUCACCCCAGAAUGGUGGCAGUACAGAGCGGUUUGUAGGUACAUACCAGUGUGUGUUUAUACUCUAUAGGCAAAGGGGACUUCUUCCCAUCUUCCUGCUUAAGAUUGACUUGAAGUUCUGAAGGUGUGUUCAGACUGCUUAGUGUACACGACCUUGGGUUCAGUCCACAGGGCCACCCCAGAGAGGCAGUCUUACAAUGGCAUUGCAGUUUUAAGUAUGGGUGGACACGAUGGUUAAUUUAACAUAAGUAGCAGUCUGUUCAAUACAAUAAUGAAGUAAAUCAUUGAUUGAAAGAUGAAUACACAGGUACGAGUCUAGUACUGAAGCAGGAGAAUCUCAACUUCAAAGCCAGAAUGUCUACAAAAGAACUCACAAUGUGAUUGCAAGAUGGUUCAGUGGUUAGGGCUCUUGUGUCUCUGAGCCUCCACAUUUAAGUUUAAUUCCAGGACCCAUAUGGUGGACAGAAAGAACCAAUUUCCAGAAGUUAUUUUCUGAUUACCCUCCCCCGCCCCCACUUGCCACACACACACACACCAUAAAUAAAUGAACAAAAAUGAAGAGAAACGUUUAUUUUUUUUCAUGUUUUUAUUUAAUUCUGUCUAUGAAAUCUAAAUAUUGAAUGUUACAAGUAUACAAAUGUGUUGCUGGUUUUUUGGGUUUUUUUGCUCAGUUUGUUAACGGUCGGGACAGAGGCUGAGUUACAGCACUUUUACUAAGUUGUUACUUACUGGAUGGUACAAGUCACAGCAACCAUUUUAAAGAUGGCAAGAUAACAUAUAGCCUGCUUAUAAACAUUAUCUAAUGUAAAUUUAAAUGUUUAUUAUCUAAGAGUGUGGGCAAUGGGAGACCCUGAUGGCGUCGAAUUGGGUGUGGGGGAGGGAGUUACUGGGGCUCUCCAUGGGGAAUUGUGCCAACCAAGAAGGUCAUUAUUUGGAGGAGUGGUGAUGGUGCCUCACCUGCUGGGCAAAGGAAGGGCUGGACACGAGUUUCCAGCAGUCAGGAGGAAAAGGGCCCCUGCUCUCUUCCCACUGUGAAGCAGAGCUGGGAAACUUGAUGAGGGCAUAGUCGGUGCACGGAUGGUCAGCUCUGAGGGUUUCAUUAAACCAUUUUCCAAGGGUGGCUUCCCCACCAGAAGGUUCUCUCAGAAUCACUGUGAACCCCUUAAGUGGAGAUUUCCUUGUCUUCAGAGCCCUAAGUGACCUGGGGGGGGGGGGGGGAGAAGGAUUCUGAUGGCAUCUUGUUCUCACACACUAAGGCCUUGGUGUGGGCCGGCAGGUAGCCGUGUUGCUGCUGGUACAGUUUCAGGGUGGGGUUCACUAUCUAGUGUUUCUUCGUUUCUUUUUUAUUAAAUCUUUUUUUUCAUGUAUGUUGAUUUUGUACAUUUCUCAACCUCCCAGAUCUGCCUACACACUCAACUUCUUGUUCUUUCUCUUUGUCUCUAUUUCUCAACAACAACAAAAACCAGAAAAGAUGGAAUGUCACUAGGGCAGUCCCCAAGCCUAGGAGUAGCUGGCCAAAUGCAAACACAGCCCAUGGGUUUUGUCUGGGCGUGUGUGUGCUUUUGGUUCCGGUUUUUGGUUUGGGAGGUUUUGGUGGUGGUGGUGGUGGUGGUGGUAGUUUGGUUUGGUUUGGUUUGGUUUUUGUCUGGUUGGUUGGUUGGUUGGUUGGUUGGUGAGGUCUCACGUGUCUAAUGAUCCCCUUGGUGCCCAGGCUGUUGGUGCAGAUGCAAAACUGAGCAUGUUGCAUUGCACCUUUGAACUGAGUGCUGAGAAACUGUGUGCUUCAGUUUAUAUGAAAUCAUAUAGAAUGGCUUUCAUCUAGUUGUCUUUAAUUGAUAUUGGAUAUUAAGUUAAUAAGGAAACUUUAGACAUAAUUUUUCUGAAAACAUAUAAUCUAGGAUACUUUAUUAAGCUCAUAAAAUCUAGUGACCAGGUUGUUUUGUUGUUGUUGUUUUGUUUUGUUUUGUUUUGUUUUGUUUGUAAGAGUAGCUAUCCACUGUCUAUUUAUGGAACAGUUUUCUUUGAGGAAGGCCUUGAUGAUUUUUCUCUAACUUACUGGCUUCUGAAGAGAUUUUACCCAGUUACCACUGGAUUUAGACUGCUCUUUCCAGGAGUGCAGAGUGGAGCAGUAGUCAUUUGUUCCCACGGGGAGUGGAGACGGUGCAGGGAGCCUGGCCGUGGAGGAAGUACAGAUGUGUCACAAUGGGGUCAGUGUUCUCCAGCUCUCCUAACCAAAAUCAGCCCUAAGGAGCAUUCACCAUAGUCAAGAACAUUAAUACAAACCUGAGAGCUCCCUUACUGGAGUUCCAUGUCCAAUCCUCAUUGGGCUAGCAGCAGCAUCCAGGUUCCAUUCAAGACGUGUUCCGGUGCAGACCUGUUGCUGACUGCACACAGGAGACAGGUCUCAUCAGCCACUGUGAUUUGCACUUGUACACAGUGUUAAAAUGAAACCUGCUAGCCAGGUAUGCUGCAUGCCUCUAGUCCCAGCACUUGGCAGGUAGAAGCAGGAGGAUCGGGAGUUAAGGCUAGCUUCAACUACAUAUGGAGAUCAGGGCUAGCCUGGGCUACAGGAGACCCUGCCUCAACAAAGAAAGCCCUCAAAGGAUGAGCUGAAGUUAUACACUAAAUAAGUAAAUAUUCAAAAUAAUCUAGCCUUAGAAAACCACUUCAUCUGAAGUCAAUGUCUUACUUCGUGCUUGAAGAAAGAGUGCUGUUUUUUAUUUAUUUCAAAUUUCAAGGCAUUCAGAUAAUCAAGAGGGGACAUGCGUUGUGGAACUGUCUGAUCUUUAUUAUGAUUUACUUGGAGUAAUACUUGGAUUUUAAAGCAACUACUUAAAAUUGUGUCCCUGAAAAGGAAAAGGAUGGCGUUCACAGUUGGUUGUGUUCCCUGCAUGGUUAAUUUUACCUGUGUGUCUAGAGGAAGGCCCAGGCUAGUGCGUGCAUUAAGCUAGUGCGUGCGUAUCUUCGGCUAGGUGUCAUUUCCCAAUGACUGAACUCUCUUCAUCUUUUUCUUCCAAUUAAAAAUGUAUGUGCCGUUUGCUCCUUAAGACAUUCCAUACCCUUAAGUCUUAGACUCGGAGGGGUCUGUCGGUCUGUUGGUCUGCCCGUCUGUAUCUUCAGUUCUCAGGAGUUUUCUUUGCUUGUGUGCUCAUUUGUGUGUUUGAGGCAGGGCCACAUAACCGAGUCCAGCCUUACAACUUGCGACUUAGCCUCACCUGUGCUGAAAGAGUCUGCGUACAUCCUAGAAACUUUAUUUUCUAGAAAUUCACCGAUUCUCAUGUGGUCAUUGAGUGCCACCAGUACAUCUGAUGGAUCCAGUUGGCACGUCAUGACAGAUUGACUUGUGUGACUGUGCCUGCUCUGUGUCGGGUGUUCAAAGCAUCUCCCAUGUACGCUGGAGCCCUGCAUCUCUGACCCUGUUUUACAAGCAAGGGCAGCGCCACAGGGGAGUUGAAGAGCUCUUGUGAGCUCAGCCCCUUCAGUCUCUGCAGGCAGUUCUAGCCAAGGGGACAGUCUUCUUCGCCUGUUUGGACAAGAUUAGUUCUCAGUCCUUUGGAAUGCGUUUUCCCAGUUCGUAGGAUUUUUCCCCCCUUUGUUCCUACUUAACGAUUCAAACACACUAUAAACCUCUUACUUGUUAAUUAUUAGAUGUAUAUAUUAAGUUAUUUGUUUUGAAUGUGAUAGAUUACGCCAAAGAUUCUCAGUAGCUAGUUCAAUCUUGAUUUAGUAAUAUUCAUAGAGCCACCGGCUGCCGUCACUGUUCUACAAAUCAGUGUCCUCCGCAGUCAGUCAUCCACUUUGCGACUCUAGUCCUGUCCCCGCGCCCCCAGAAGGUAUUCUCUGAUCGAAGUCUGUUAUGUGUACUUCCAUGAAGGAGGACUAUGUGCAGAAUGAAGAGAGCUAUCUUAGCUGAACAUUUGACAAAAUUCCUACCCAGUGUUUUGAUUGUACUUUGCCUGAUAAGUUUUAAAAUCACCAGAAAGUAAAACAAUUUUUACAGUUCAUGUCGUCGUCGUCAUCGAAGAAACCACACAUCCUGUGUCAUUGCUUAGCAUUUCUCACUGUGUGUGUGUGUUGGGGUGGGGGGGGGCGGAUGUGGGAAUGACAGGUUUUUCAGAGGUGAUUCCCUCAUGGGAAGAUAAAGGGGAAUGCAUGCUCUCUGUAGAGUAUUUCAUGCUGUGUUGACUUCUUACGGAGAGUCCCGAGACUGCUAUAAAGACUUGAUAAUUACGUGAACUGUUUUUCCCUUUUUGUGAUAUAUUCCUUGUAAUGAGAUGUGUUCUUAUAUUUUCUUAGUAAAAAUUUUCUUAUGUGUAAAAA